AUGGCCAGCAAUUAUUCUACCGUAAAAAUUUAUAAACGUGAAAGAACGCUUCUUGAAAGGGUUCUUGGUAGUUAUGAAAAUGGCAAAACAAAAACGAUUACAUUGAAACAAUGGUCAAAAAAAUGCGGUUUGCAAGUAGGUCAAAUGUCCGGAGCUGGUGAUAAAUUUAUUUAUGAAUCUGGCAUUGAUUUGCCUUUCGAUGAAAUGGAAGCGUUAGCCAAUGCUCUACCCAAAAUGUCAAAAGCCAACCUGUCAAUCAAUUAUGCAGAAUUGGGUGAGCAUAAAGAUUUGUAUAAUAACGAAUAUCGUACGAUUUUAAAGAGUAGCGAAUAUGGUGGGUUGAAAGUAUGUCGAUUGAAAAAGACUUCACCACCCGUUGAUUUUGCACCGGACGACGCUAAUGAUAUUGUGGAUCCUGAACCAAGCACUAAUCCUAAAAGUGCACAGGUUAAUGAUUGUUGGUCGGAAUGUUUCGAUAAAUUUUAUAUAAAUAAAAAUGAUGAUUGGAAAAAAAUUUCCACCAUUAUUCGUGAUUUCUGUUGUGAGACCUACAAUCUCUUAAAUGCUUCCUCCUCUUCCGAUGUAAUACCGCCAACACCGCCCGCAACACCAUCGGAACAAAAACAGUUGGAACCGCCCAAGAAGCGAAAGUAUACCAAUACCAAGGGGAGUAGCAGUGGUGAAAUAAAGAAGAAGAAAGGCAAAAUUCAAUUUGACGAAGAAACAACUAGUGAGGUGAGCCGCAGUUUUCCUACAGUUGAACAAGUACGUUCUGCUACAGGGGUUUUGCUUUCAUUUAUGUGUAAAUAUAAGAAGAGUUGUGAAGAAACAAUUGCACAAUUUAGAUAUGAUAUGAAUAAACAAUUUCCAUUUUGCUAUGAACAAUUUUUGUUGGCUUCUGAUCAUUUUGAAACAACUUGUACCAAGUUAAAUGAAUGA
Messenger RNA from Paramuricea clavata, 939 nucleotides. NCBI's taxonomy places the organism in Eukaryota, Metazoa, Cnidaria, Anthozoa, Malacalcyonacea, Plexauridae. The record is from the annotation of a GenBank genome assembly.